Messenger RNA from Klebsormidium nitens, 1745 nucleotides. The record is from the annotation of a GenBank genome assembly. NCBI's taxonomy places the organism in Eukaryota, Viridiplantae, Streptophyta, Klebsormidiophyceae, Klebsormidiales, Klebsormidiaceae.
UACAAACGCUUAUGCUAUUACAGCAGCUUCACGUAGUGGGUGACGAGUGGUGAAGAGUGGGUUUGAUUUGCCCCUGCAUCACUCAAAAGUUGCAUUCAAAGUGGAAGGAGGACAGUAUCAGGACGCCUGCAUUCCGCAGGCCCUUCUUCUUGUGCAACUCGUUGAGAAGGAACUCUGAUGGACAGCUCUGAUUCUGCGCCUGGCGGGAGUGUGCCGGCGGGAAUCAAUGUGAUUGACGGAGUACGGAGCUCAAGGAAGAUCACGCACAUUAUCCUGGACCUUGAUGGCACGCUACUCGAUACAGAGGCCGUGGUGCAACAAGUGGUGAAAGAGAUCUUGGAAAGAGACUAUAGGAAGGAGUACGAUCCAGCGGGUGUGGAGAAGAGACUGGGACUGCGGCCAAUCGAGGGCUACCAACACGUUGUGGACGACUAUGGCUUGCCCUGCACGGCACAGGAGUUCAUGGACAAGACGAUACCGAUGAUGAAGCAAAGGUACCCCUCGAUCCCGCAGCUCCCUGGGGCAGGCCGGUUACUAACUUACAUAAAGCGGCACCGGAUACCUGUGGCUCUGGCGAGCUCCUCUUUGAGAAUGAGUAUGCAGUUGAAAGUGGGGGCUCACGAAGGCUGGCCGGAAAUCCUUGCCGUCAGUGUUGCAGGGGAGGAGGUCGUCAACGGAAAACCAGCGCCCGACAUUUUCUUAAAAGCCGCCGAGUUGCUGAAGGCUCCGCCGGAGUCCUGCCUCGUUAUCGAAGAUGCGCCUGCCGGGGUGCAAGCGGGAAAAGCAGCAGGGAUGGUCGUGCUCGCGGUCCCGUCGCUACCCAAGAAGAAACACCGGCCGUUGUACGAGGCAGCGGAUGCGAUCGUGGCCUCGCUCCUCGACUUCCGCCCGGAAGAGUUCGGGCUACCACCGUUUGACGAUUACAUUUGCGACGCGUUGCCUAUCGAGCCGUGGUACCUGGGAGGCCCGGUCAUCAAGGGUUUCGGGCGCGGCUCCAAAGUGUUGGGCAUCCCGACAGCGAAUUUGCCGACGUCAUCGUUCCAGGACAAGAUGGCGGAGCACACGUGCGGCAUUUACUUGGGCUGGGCCGGCCUUCGUGGCAAGGUCUACAAGAUGGUCAUGAGCGUUGGCUGGAACCCGUACUUCGACAACGACUCCAAGACAGUCGAGCCGUGGCUGUUGCACGAGUUCGAGGACGACUUUUACGACGAGGAGUUGCGGCUAGUGGUUGUGGGGUACAUCCGACCAGAGGCGAACUUUCCCUCGCUGGAUGCUCUUGUCAAGAGAAUACGCGAAGACGGCCGCAUCGCAAAGAACGCUCUGGAGCAUUCUCCGUACGCUGAGUAUGGACAAGAUGCCUAUCUAACGACCCCGUUGGCCGAGAACGGCGUGCAAAGCAGCUGAUUGGCCGGCCUUUUCGAUGUAUAUUAUAUGCCUCUCCUGAGUUGACUCCUAGCUUGCACGCUCCUUCUACACAGUGGGUUGGGAUUUGCUGUCAAGGACUUUCAUGGCUUGAGCAAUCGAACUCGGUAGCCAUUGACGGCAAGCUUAGCGUGCGAGCACCGAUAUUAUACAGUAUACUUGAUCUCGAGCCAGCAUACUCCAUAGGUUUGAACCUUACGACACUUGAUGUUGUAGAAGAGUGACAGAGAGAUGACGAUAAUGACAAAUCGUGCGCGGCGCUGGGGCGGCCAUCAAUAACGUCAGCAUGGUGCACUGAGUUUCAUCCGAUCUGAAAAUUGAAU